AUGUCGGCGGCUUAUCGUCGGGCCACCCACAUCCCGCCCGGUGGACAUGGGUCAACACCCCGACCACGCCGACCCCCUGGCUUCAAAGCUGCCAAUUUGACGUCGGCAGACAGGAAGGUUUGGCUGGGUCGGCGGAGUAAGAUGGCGAGACUGAUUUCUCUUUGCAAGGUGAAAAAAGCUUGGAUUCACCUGGGUGUUUAUCCGGAUGUAGGGGCCUGGGGAUGGGCCCCCUCCAUCCGGAUCAACACCCACGGGCUCCAUGUAGCCUCAUCCACUCGGCGGCCCCGAGCCGAUCUCGUCAGGUUUCACCGAUUGGCCGUGGUUCGUCGGAUCCACCACAAUCCGGAGCUGUCAACACCGCGGUGA
Molecule: messenger RNA, 366 nt
Organism: Puccinia graminis f. sp. tritici CRL 75-36-700-3
Lineage: Eukaryota; Fungi; Basidiomycota; Pucciniomycetes; Pucciniales; Pucciniaceae
Exons: 3
Coding region: 1-366 (121 amino acids)
Source: RefSeq, a predicted model, not a curated record